Sesamum indicum (sesame) is the source of this 1632-nucleotide messenger RNA. Its product is annotated as Mo25 family protein. Gene Ontology annotation, molecular function: protein serine/threonine kinase activator activity. The record is from RefSeq and is a predicted model, not a curated record. Gene Ontology annotation, biological process: intracellular signal transduction. NCBI's taxonomy places the organism in Eukaryota, Viridiplantae, Streptophyta, Magnoliopsida, Lamiales, Pedaliaceae.
AACACGAGAAUUUCGCUUCAAUCUCUCGGUCGAUGAAAAUCCCAAAAUUGGGAACCGGAUUUACCGAAAAUCCUCAGGAACUCCCACUCUCAGACUACCAGAAAUUGGAAGCCGAUCACUGCAGUUCAAGCAAAAAUUACCUCGAUUACCAGGAAAAUUUCGCAAUCUUCACUGAAAUACAAGAAUGUCGUUCUCAUUUUUCAAGCAAUCGAGGCCUAAGACGCCGCAGGAAUUGGCGAAAGCAGUCAAGGAUAGUCUAACGGCGCUCGACUCCAAAACUGUAGCUGAAGUCAAAGCCCUGGAGAAGGCUUUAGAGGAAGUUGAGAAGAACAUAGUGACAAUGAGAACUAUGUUGUCAGGAGACGGGGAAAUUGAACCAAGUGCUGAUCAAGUUGCACAAUUGACGCUUGAAAUCUGUAACGAAGAUGUUAUUUCUCUUCUCUUUCACAAACUACCCACACUGGGGUGGGAAACUCGGAAAAAUCUAGUCCACUGUUGGUCUAUAUUGCUGAAGCAAAAGGUUGAUUCAGUAUUUUGCUGUGCACAAUACAUGGAGAACCAUCUAGAGUUGCUUGACUUCCUUGUCGUGUGCUACGAUAACAAGGAAAUUGCUCUGACUUGUGGACAUAUGCUGAGGGAGUGCAUCAAAUUACCAACUCUUGCAAACUUGUUGAAAUUAUAUUAUUCACGCUCAAAUUUCAGAUACAUAUUGGAGUCUCCCAGCUUUGGGUUAUUCUUCAAAUUUGUUGAGCUACCUAAUUUUGAUAUUGCCUCCGAUGCAUUUUCUACAUUUAAGGAUCUGCUCACGAAACAUGCAACUGCAGUUUCUGAAUUCCUGACCACUCACUACAAUGAGUUUUUUGAGCAAUAUGAAAAGCUUUUGACAUCUGCUAACUAUGUUACUAGAAGGCAGUCAUUGAAGCUUCUCUCGGAGUUUCUUUUGGAAUCACCAAAUUCCAAUAUAAUGAAACGCUACAUCGCAGAGGUUCGCCACUUAAAAGUCAUGAUGACAUUGUUGAAGGAUUCAAGCAAAAACAUUCAAGUAUCUGCAUUCCAUAUUUUCAAGGUUUUUGUGGCUAACCCGAACAAACCUCGAGAUAUAAAAGUUAUCCUGGCGAAGAACAAUGAAAAGCUUUUAGCACUGCUCCACAGCCUAUCUGCUGGAAAAGGUGCUGAAGAUGAUCAAUUUGAAGAGGAAAAGGAACUAAUAAUCAAGGAAAUCGAGAGAGUAUCUCGGCUUCCGAACCUUCAAUCUUAGUACAGGACACUCAUAACCCUUUAAAUCUUUAUAAGAGCGCUCGUCGUGUGGAAGCAACAGGGGCACGGGACGGCUGGCCAAGAAGUGAUGUUCCUAUACCCUUCUUCUUACUUACAACAUUUUUUUUUUCUUUUUACGGUUGGGGUUAAAGCCUUACCUGCAGUUAAGUGUGUUGUAUCAUAAGCUCUGCAAGAUGGGUAUAUGAUAAUCCACUCUUGCUCUGCUGAUUUAUGUCCAUAUAUCGUGUUUGCUUUUUAUUUUUUUUUCCUCAUUGUGGGUAUGUAACAUAAUAUAAUCAAAGAGGCUUCAGAAGGCCAAAUUUAUUAAAGAAAUUUGUGGGAUUGUGCCUUCUCUCAUGGUGCAAUUUUUGUUGA